Molecule: messenger RNA, 1229 nt
Organism: Cicer arietinum (chickpea)
Lineage: Eukaryota; Viridiplantae; Streptophyta; Magnoliopsida; Fabales; Fabaceae
Product: palmitoyl-acyl carrier protein thioesterase, chloroplastic-like
Biological process (GO): fatty acid biosynthetic process
Molecular function (GO): acyl carrier activity; fatty acyl-[ACP] hydrolase activity
Source: RefSeq, a predicted model, not a curated record
ACAUUGUUUAUAAGCCAAUCCAAACUUAGCCUAAGUUGAAUUACUUUAUAAAAAAUCACAGGGACUUAUUUCCAUCUAAAGCUAGCUUAAUUAACUGUAUAUUAAUUUUUAUGCAGGAAACAGCAUUAAACCAUGUAUGGAUGUCAGGACUACUGAGUGAUGGGUUUGGAGCAACACAUGGAAUGAUGAGGAACGAUCUCAUUUGGGUUGUAUCAAGAAUGCAAGUUCUCAUUGAUUAUUAUCCCAUUUGGGGAGAGGUAGUAGAAAUUGACACAUGGGUUGGAGCAUCGGGCAAGAACGGUAUGCGACGCGACUGGCUCAUAAGAAGUCAAGCCACAGGCCAAAUUUUCGCUCGUGCAACAAGCACAUGGGUGAUGAUGAACCGUAAAACAAGACGUCUUUCGAAAAUGCCAGAAGAGGUGAGGGAUGAACUUGCACCUUGGUUUAUAGAGAAGCAAGCAAUAAAAGAAGAUUCUCCUGAAAAAAUCCUCAAAUUGAACAAAGAAGCAAAAUACAUGAAUUCCGAUUUGAAGCCCAAGAGAAGUGAUUUGGACAUGAACCAACAUGUUAAUAAUGUAAAGUAUCUAAGAUGGAUGCUUGAGACUAUCCCUGACCAAAUUCUAGAGAGCCACCAAUUAUCUGGUAUAACAUUAGAGUACAGAAGAGAAUGUGGAAGUUCAGAUAUAGUUCAAUCAUUAUGUGAACCUGAAGAAGAUGAAAUAGUACUUAAUGGUAUGGUUGAACCAAAUUAUUGUAAAAGUUUGUUUAAUGGAUUAUCCUUAGCAUCAUCAGAUAUUAUUAAUGGCGGUGGAGUUUUGAGUUACCUUGAACAAAGGCCAAUAAGGUAUACACAUCUAUUACAAGCCAAAGGAGAAAAACAAAAUGAAGAAAUUGUUAGAGGAAAAACUAUCUGGAAGAGGAAAAUCACUACACUACCAUUUUCUACCUAGUAAUGUGUGUGGAAGUAGUUUUUGUGAAUUGGGAACUUGGAAGGAACAAAACUUCAAUUUGGACUAUGGUGUCCUCAACAAGAAAUUAUUGGAUUAUAUGAAAAUGACAUAUGAUGGGAAGACAUUGUUGGAGUAAACAAAAUAAAGAUACAAAGAAAGUGACUGACAAUGAAAAUUUAAGAAGUUAUGAGUAUGUUCCUAAUGUAAUUCAUGAUACGGGUGUGAAAUAUGAUAAUAAUUUAUUUAUAAUGAAUUAUAGUUUUAUGGUCAACAAAUGUU